AUGGGAGUUCCAGAGAUCGAAAAGACUACGGUCGCCGACUCACCUCGGAGCAAGUCGCCAUCUUCCGUCGCCGCGCGAGAGGUCCAGCCAACUGUUGUUGAACUCGUGCAAGAAGAACCGAAGCUCACAUGGCGGUCAUAUGUCUGGGAUACAUUAGACAAGUCACCUGAAGAACGCAAGUUCAUGUUCAAACUGGAUGCUGUAAUUCUCACAUUUGCAAGUCUGGGAUACUUCAUCAAGAACCUUGAUCAGAUUAACAUCAACAAUGCCUUUGUGUCUAGCAUGAAAGAAGACAUGAAGCUCUUUGGUAACGAGCUCAAUUACAUGCAAGCCUGCUGGACCGUUGGAUAUGUCAUUGGCGAAAUUCCGAGCUUAAGCUAA
Colletotrichum lupini is the source of this 381-nucleotide messenger RNA. RefSeq names its product major facilitator superfamily transporter. The coding region runs from base 1 to 381 and encodes 126 amino acids. Gene Ontology annotation, molecular function: transmembrane transporter activity. The transcript is spliced from 3 exons. Gene Ontology annotation, cellular component: membrane. Lineage: Eukaryota; Fungi; Ascomycota; Sordariomycetes; Glomerellales; Glomerellaceae. The record is from RefSeq and is a predicted model, not a curated record.